Aspergillus niger is the source of this 609-nucleotide messenger RNA. RefSeq lists its product as uncharacterized. Lineage: Eukaryota; Fungi; Ascomycota; Eurotiomycetes; Eurotiales; Aspergillaceae. The record is from RefSeq and is a predicted model, not a curated record. The coding region runs from base 1 to 609 and encodes 202 amino acids. The transcript has 2 exons.
AUGGACAGCAUCAUUGAGCUCAUGCUCUUCCUCUUCUCGGUCCUUCUCGUCAAAAGCCUGCAGAUGCCAACAACUCGAAAACUCGUCGUUCUUUCCUCUUUCGCUGUUCGUUUACCUCUCCUCGUAUUCACAUCUCUACAUCUUUACCAUCUGCAAAAAUAUGCCUACUCCAUGAACCCGACACUAGACAUAAUCGACGGCUACGUCUGGACCCAAAUGGGCAUGAAUUACGCCCUCAUCGUGUGCACCUCCUUCUGCCUCGCCCCCUUCAUGCGCGCCAUCAGCGUCACCUACGGCAACGCAGGGGAAGUCACCCUUGGCACCAGCAGCGCUAGAUCCAAGUCGGGCAAAUACGCUCGGGAUGUAUCGAAGCAGUCCCAGAGCUACGUUUUGCAGUCAAUGGAUAAUCAGGAAGAGGCGGGCCACGGCAUGAACAACCCCCGACAUUCCCAACCUACAUUUGUGCCCGAACGAUACGGUGGCAUGCUCAGCACUACUGCAAACGAUGGCAGUAGUCGAACGGACGGGGAUAGCGUGGCUAGUUCGGAGAGCACGAAGAUGAUUAUUAAGAAGGAUGUUGAGUAUACUGUUACUCAUGAGCCGAGAUAA